Galleria mellonella (greater wax moth) is the source of this 4275-nucleotide messenger RNA. It is a transcript of the gene FANCI, whose product is annotated as Fanconi anemia group I protein. Gene Ontology annotation, biological process: DNA repair. Gene Ontology annotation, molecular function: DNA polymerase binding. The transcript has 25 exons. The coding region runs from base 185 to 4225 and encodes 1346 amino acids. The record is from RefSeq and is a predicted model, not a curated record. NCBI's taxonomy places the organism in Eukaryota, Metazoa, Arthropoda, Insecta, Lepidoptera, Pyralidae.
AAAAAAAACAUAAAUAUAAUGUAGUUGAUAGACGUUGUGUUUCAAUUUCUGUUUCUUUGAUAUAAACAAAGUUUACUAACUUUAUUUUCUACAUUUUUAUCCUUUUAUUCCAGUCUAUUUUGAUACGAUUGAAUUGAAGUAUCGGUUUAAUUACGUAAGACUGUUAAAUAAUUAAUUAUUAAGAAUGGAGAUUAAUAAUCCUAUUUUUAUCAAAAUUAAAGAAUUGGGUAUUAAAAAUAGUAAAAGGGAAGAAUUGCGUGAAUAUUGUAAACUAAAAAUGGAAGAGAUGUUACCGGUUUUAUCUAGACGUAUUAUAUGUAGCGAUGCUGCCGAUUUGUUGAAUUGUUUAUUCAAUGGAUUGUCAGAGAACUGCGCUAUUUCAGCUAGGAAUAAAGUUAAGGUAAUAGAUAUAGUGCUACAAACAAUGAGAAAAGAGUCUACAUCUAUUAGACACUGCAGUGAGGUUGUCAGUAGAUUGUGCUUAGAAUUAUCGAGGAUGCCAGCUGAUGACUUGGUAACAUGGUGUGAUGACAGUGUCCAGUCCAUUGUCGAAGAUGCUGAUGUUAAUAUGAUAUGGAGAGAUGUACUGCCCGAGUGUUUGUAUGUGCUGGCGUCACAUGUUAAUAUAAAACAUUGUGGUACAGUUAUGACCACCACAGAGUACAAAGAACAGUGUGUACGCACAUUAUGCCAGUGUCGGUGGAAGGAGGGACAACUUGUACAGUUAGCUGCUAUGUUUAAAGAUAUGCAGUUAAAUCGCAAUGAUCAUAAACAAGUUGUCAACAAAUUAUGCUCUUACAUGACAGAUAUAUCCCUGGAAAAUCUACCACCAUUAGUUUAUCAACUGCUCAAGUUAUGCAAGACAAAUAAUGUGGAAAUAGUUAUGGCGCACCUAAGUCAUUAUUUUAAUGGAAGACUGUAUAGUAAAUUCGAGCCUCCUCCGCAGGAUUCUGAGGCCACUACAAUUGAUAUAGAUGAUAUUGCGGAGUCCAAUUCAGUGGAGCUCUGUCUCUGUCUAUCCACUUGUAUCUACAACAUAACACAGGGGCUCACUGAGCUGGAGACUAUUAGGAAACACCUGAAGGCGUGGCCGAAGACCCAAUUGCUACGAGCACCAUUUUUGAUAGAUGUAGCGCUCGCAUUGUCUGACAAAGGGCCGGAAUUUAAAGGUGUUUGUUUAAAUGUGAUCAAAUCUGCAAUAGAACAUCAUAUUAUGGACGAGCUGCGAAGAAAAGAGUCGGCGUGGUCUCGCUCUGUAUUGCCGCCCGACGUCGACGUAACCAAUAUGCUCAAAGUACUCACCACUGAAAGCGUCAACCAAGUCAAUUUGACAGCGAUGGGUCUAAUCAACCUGGCGUUGUCACUACUGUCAGUGUCUCGAGCGAAACCUACUGCGCAAGCGUGCUGGUCGUACGGCAAAUUGAUUCUGGUGCGAGUGAGCAAGUUAAUACUGGAAACUGCACCGUACAUAUUGACGCAAUUGGGAGACAGGUUGGCCGGGGACUCUAAUCAGCCGCAAUAUGCAGACUGCCUGCAAGUCCUGUGCAAAUUAGCACCAUUGUCUGUAGAGCGCUGCAGCCAACUGCGCACUAUCAUCGAGAACUGCCAACCAUCGGGCAACGAUUAUACUACGGCCGCCGCUGUACUGGAUACCGUCCACCCACUGCUCAACUUCAGUAUAAAGAUCAGGGACACCCUAAUUAUGUUCUGCAGCAAAGGAUUGUAUUCGAAGGACUCUGUGCACCGCUGCCUGUCGCUGUCGGGGCUACUGUCGGUGCUGCGUCACCUGCGCGUGUCACGCAGCACGUUCUCCAGCAGCGACAGCGUCAGCGAGCAGUUCAGCGCGCACUCCUACCUCACGCAGCUCUCCGUCGACCUGCAUGCCACGCAGCAAGGCGACGUGGUAACAUCGCGAGUUCGUAACGUAGCAAUGUGCUUGGAGGUGCUGUCGAUAAUGCGCCGCUGCCUCGUCCAAGACGCUGCUGUUAAGCAGCUUUUAUAUACAAAGUUGUACUACUGUGCAAAAGAGAAAAAUACACUUCAUGAGACUAUUUUGGAAACAUUAUAUGAGCAUCUCAAUAAGUAUUUGGCAGAAAGUGAAGACGAGGGACCGCCUUUGUUGCUGCACAAGUGUGUGCAAGUCACUGCAACCGGUGCCACCCUUGUGGAACCAAUAUCUUACCUACUGUAUGCAAUAGCAGAAUUCAUUCAGCCCGUAGAAGAUGAAGACUUGGAGGACAUCCUCGGAAGCCCAAGUGCGGAUACUGGUAGUGCGCUUCUAAAGAGCCAGCUGACCUAUAUCAUGGAAAAAUUGUGUAAAAGCGAAAAUUUAGGCGUUAUCGAUUUGGAAGAUCCUGGCCUCUCAGACUUGACUCCAGAGUCGAAAGCGAAAUGUCUUAAAGUACAACAAAUACUGCAAUGUUAUGAAGCGCUGGUGGCGUAUAAGAUAAUGCAGUGGGUACCCAGCAGUGCCGAUAUAGCCGCGUCUAUAUAUAGCUUAUAUAAGUCAUGUAAUCAGCUUCUGGAACAAUUAAAGGCACCACCGAAGACUGGUAAAAAAGGGAGUAAACCGCUGAACGAGACAAGGGAGACGGAGAAAUCUCAAAAGAGUCAGAAGUCACAGAAGAAGAGCAAAGGUCCAGUGAAACUAUCGAAUCUGACUAAGGAUAGGGCUGGUCCGUUCAAGCCUCUGCCGUGUCUGUGGGACCUUGGUCUUUGUCACAGAGUCGUCGAAUUGUUGUACAAUGAAUCAGUGCCAUGGACUUCGUUAGAAGAGCGUAACUACCUACGCGGCCGUCGCGACUUCCAUCGGUGGGCGCUCCGCUGCAUACUGUCGGUACUCUCAAGCGAUCACAUAGAGAAGCAACAGGUCGCUUCUCAUGUCACUAAAAUUGCUGCUAUCCUCUACAAGAGGUGUAUUUCGAGAUUUCAAGAUAUGUGCGACUUUGAUGAUCAGACUACACUCAGCUGUUUAGAAGUAUUCAAAGCUUGCUUGACUUUACUUUUCUCAUCAAACUAUUCACUGAAAAUGGAUAGCUUUUUACGAUCAAUAACCGAUCUAUCCGAAGUAUCCGACGCGACGCACAUAGCAGCAGUUCUAGAGCAGAUCUUAGAGGCGCUGCAGCAGGCGGCGGCCGAGAGUGUCGAAGAGGAACCAGAAGCGAUUGGAAAGAAGAUCACGACUGUACUGGUGCAAACUGCUGCCUUCCUCCUCGACGUACCCGUGCUGCAUUCCACUGAGAUGACUAAUAUAUUAAUCAAACUGGAAGAAUAUAUCCGAAUAAGUAAGCAGGACUGGUUGCCGAUGUUACCAGCGCUGCUGGCGGCCGGCUGCAGGGACCAACAAGAGGCGCAGCUCUUGGACGAGCUGCUCACUAAGAUAACAGCCGUGCUGGGCAGGAUUGAUGAGGAAGACACAUCAGCGGGCGAGAGCGAGGAGCCGAGCAGUUUUCCAAUAGUGGACAGUAGGUCGGGCCACACGGUGUUGGCGCACGUGUGUACCCACCUUGGGCAGCGGUUCCGCUAUGUCGACCACCUGCUGCAGCGAGCGCGAGACCUCACCGUCGCCCUCGCACUCGCCACGCCCACUCACCUGCAGAGGAUAGACAGAGAACUGACGGAGCUGUACAAGUGUAUAGUGGUACAGCUGUGCUCGCUCACUACGUGGGUGUCUCAGUGCUGCAAGUUGCGCUGCAACCCUGGCGCUGGCAGCGAGCGAGUGCUGGCUGUCGCAGUCCGACUGUUAGCACUGCUGUCGACACUCGCGCGACAUCUACCGCCAUCUAUCGCGCUACACCUGCGGUUUGAACGUCUACUGAAAUUGUGUGGAAAGAAAUUCUCAACGGUGACCGACAAUCUGAUCACAUACCUGGAGGGUUCGCAACAGCAGCAGAACGCAAGCAAAGUGCUCCGCGACACUAAACUCAUACCGCGGCUCGUGCUGGAGGCGGAACAGUUCAGCAAACACGUGAUACUGCUCGCUAACAAAGGAAACCUGAACUAUCAGCAGUACCUGUCUCUGGGGACAGCCCGUGACUUCCGGAUAAAGGCGCCUGUGUUACAAGAAGCGCUCAACGCGAGGGGGGAGCCUUCAGUUGACGAGAAUAGCGACAAUGAUGAACAAAUUAACAUAAACGAUGCGGCAACAGAAAUCCUCGGGAGCGAUAACGAGCGUGACGGCAGCGAGGAAGAAACUUCCCCAAAAAAGAGACAAAGACUGUUAUAACAUUAUAAACAUAAUGUUAUUAUCUUUAUAGUUAUGUGAUUUUUAUAUCA